Messenger RNA from Kluyveromyces lactis, 1599 nucleotides. RefSeq names its product SCF ubiquitin ligase complex subunit DAS1 (gene DAS1). Lineage: Eukaryota; Fungi; Ascomycota; Saccharomycetes; Saccharomycetales; Saccharomycetaceae. The transcript has a single exon. Bases 1 to 1599 code for a protein of 532 amino acids. Gene Ontology annotation, molecular function: protein binding. The record is from RefSeq and is a predicted model, not a curated record.
AUGAUUGAUACAUUCCCACUGGAAUCACUUCCAGACGAGCUUUUAGCUGAAGUCAUUACUCAUGUACCGCAGCGAGAUAGAUUGAACCUAUGUUUGGUGAAUAAACGGGUUUCAAAACUAGCACUGCCGAUUUUGUAUCGGAGAAUUUAUUUGAACGAUUCGAAUGUAGUAGAGAGUGAUAUAGUCAACCUCGCUAUCAACUGGACAUACUUGUACAUGCCCCCAAACGAGGCAGAGUGCUGGUCUCGUGGGUUGGCUAAUGCGAAACUUGAUCUUCUUAUACGCACUUUAUCUAGGAACAGUGAAAGGUUGAAUUCCAUUCAAUGGAUACGGAUUAAUUGGGAUUUGGAUAAAGAGAAGCAGGCAGAAGUUUUAAGGUUGCUAUGUACGUACUCUAAAUCCAUUAUACGAUUGGAAAACGUUACGGACCCGGAUUGUAACGAUAUUAUUGCAAAUGGAAUCCAAUCGCGUCAUAAUGUCACCAGUUUCGAUAGUGCCCCACCUAAUUCCAUGCCCGAGGGAGAAGUUUCCAGAACGUAUUUGCCUAAUUUAGCUCAAUAUUUAAAGCAACGGAUUUCUUCUAACUUGUCACACAUGACUCUUUUCAUGGAUCCCAUCCAGUUGUUCAAUUGCAUAUACCCAUUGCAAUUUAAAUUGCAAAUCCAUGACUUGAAACUACAUUGGAGGAAAGAAUAUUAUCCGCCCGAUCAAUUGAAACCGCUGAACCAAUACCCGAAGCUUACUAAACUUUCAGAUGUCUUCGAUGUGAGAACUUUAAAGGUGUUAACAAUCAUAUCAUGGAAUGAGAAUUUGAAUAAACGAGAAUUGGAAAUUUUGACUGAAUUUUACGAGUUUACAGAAAUUCGGGAUUUAUCUCUUAUAUCUAUGAGACAAAAUCCAGCCAUACUCAUCGAACUUUUCAAACGUUUGAAGAAUUUGAAAAGGUUGAAGACAGAUUUUUUGCAUGAGUUCACUCCACAUCCUGUUUCAACGGAUGUAUUCCUGUCCAUUUUAUUAAAUUGUAGAGAGCUACAAUUCCUAGAUUUGAGAUUCGAAAAUAUCGACAGGCAGAUCAUUUCUAUCGAGGGGUCAAGGUUCAAAUUCUUACAUAACUGCCAUUGUGAUGAUUGUAAUCAUGUGUUUCAGGAUAUACUAUACGGUAAAUUUUUCAAUUCGUCGAAAGAUAUGGUGAUCAGAGAUUUAAGCGAUUUGAUCGCUAAGGAUAUAUUCACAAUGAUGAAAUACCUCUCUUUAUUACCUUAUUCAAAAGCAUUUGACAUAUACCCUUCUGUUAGGACACAACCAAUGAAUCUCUCGGACUUCGUCACCAAGAUUAAUGAAUACAAUAGGCACUAUAAAUCCAUGCAUAGAAACUCAACCCCGAUUGAACCCAUCACAGAAUCUGACGUCAUCAAGUGCUAUCAUGCAAUGGUUCAUCACAAUAAAAAGACAUAUACAACUAUACUCUCAAAUUUGAAAAGAUUACGAUAUUUGGUUUUGAACGACGUACCUUGUAUCGUUCUCGAGAGAGAAGGUGCCCGUGUUCCUGUUCCAGUUUUCUUUAAUAAUGGUUACAAAUCGAAUAUGGGAAAUUGUUAA